GUUCCAUGCAGGUGAUGAACAAGACCCGGCGCAUCAUGGAGCAGGGCGGGGCGCACUUCAUCAACGCCUUCGUGACCACGCCUAUGUGCUGCCCCUCGCGCUCCUCCAUCCUCACCGGCAAGUACGUCCAUAACCACAACACCUACACCAACAACGAGAACUGCUCCUCGCCCUCCUGGCAGGCGCAGCAUGAGAGCCGCACCUUCGCCGUGUACCUCAAUAGCACCGGCUACCGGACAGCCAGGGCCACUGCGGCCCAAAAAAGAGACCUGCCCAGAGGUGAGGUGUUUGUGGCAUAAUCAAAAUGGAAUGCAAGAUCAUGGGAACUCAGAGGGGGCAUGGAAAUCGUAUUCAUCAGACUGAAAGGAAGCUCACAUAUUCUGUGACAUUCUGAGGGCCAAGGGUGGGAGCUUAAGGCUAGUGUUCCAAAAUCUUAGAGACAACAUGAGAAAACAAACUAUCUGAAGAAUACACAUUCUCUAAAGUGGAUUUCCCAAACUUGUCCUUGAAUGUACGGAAGUCACCAAAAAGCUGUCUCCCUAAAGAAGUGCUUUUAUUCAACUAUGCUUCAUUAUUAUACCCUCAUGAAGACUGGGAGCAUAAUGUCAAGUGUAAAGAGCCAGACACAGAGAACAUUUAUAUGUUUGUAAAACUGGCACUGAGAAUUUUAUUCAUUAUGUUUAGAAUGCCACUCUGUACAAGGAAUCCCAUUCCAGCCUUACUUUCAGAACUCAGGAACCUGAAAACACCUGUUUAGUCUGAUGAACUGGUGUACUCCUGGUUAUUAAAUAAUA
This is a messenger RNA of Piliocolobus tephrosceles (Ugandan red Colobus), 794 nucleotides long. Its product is annotated as extracellular sulfatase Sulf-2-like. Gene Ontology annotation, molecular function: glycosaminoglycan binding; N-acetylglucosamine-6-sulfatase activity. Gene Ontology annotation, biological process: glomerular basement membrane development; negative regulation of fibroblast growth factor receptor signaling pathway; heparan sulfate proteoglycan metabolic process. NCBI's taxonomy places the organism in Eukaryota, Metazoa, Chordata, Mammalia, Primates, Cercopithecidae. The transcript has 2 exons. The record is from RefSeq and is a predicted model, not a curated record. Gene Ontology annotation, cellular component: cell surface; plasma membrane; endoplasmic reticulum. The annotation marks the transcript as partial.